Messenger RNA from Lacerta agilis (Sand lizard), 1760 nucleotides. RefSeq names its product tweety family member 3 (gene TTYH3). NCBI's taxonomy places the organism in Eukaryota, Metazoa, Chordata, Lepidosauria, Squamata, Lacertidae. The transcript has 15 exons. Gene Ontology annotation, molecular function: volume-sensitive chloride channel activity; intracellularly calcium-gated chloride channel activity. The record is from RefSeq and is a predicted model, not a curated record. Bases 44 to 1642 code for a protein of 532 amino acids. Gene Ontology annotation, cellular component: plasma membrane.
GCGACCGAGGGAGGCAGAGGCGCCUUCUCUCCUCAGGCCGGGCAUGGCGGCGGCGGCGGCGGCCGGCGUGAGCUACUCUCCUCCGUGGUGGGUGAGCCUCCUGCACCGCCUGCCCCACUUCAGCCUCCGCUGGGAGGCCGUCGGCGACGACUUCCGACCCGAGGACGCCGAGUACCAGCAGGCCCUCUUGCUGUUGGGUGGUGUUGCUCUGUCCUGCCUUGCUCUGGAUCUCCUCUUCCUCCUUUUCUAUUCCUUCUGGUUAUGCUGUCGCCAUCGGAAAACUGAAGAACAGCUGAAUGCAGAUUGCUGCUGUACAGCUUGGUGUGUCAUCAUUGCAACUCUGGUCUGCAGUGCUGGCAUAGCUGUUGGCUUCUAUGGAAAUGGGGAGACCAGUGAUGGCAUUCAUCGGCUAACAUCUUCACUGCGGCACGCCAAUCUCACUGUUGCAGGGGUCCAAGACCGGGUGCAAAACAUUGCAGUUGCUCUGAACAAAACAGCAGAGCCCAACUUGGGGUUCCUGGAGGUAAUGUUUGCUAAACAGACAGAUUACCUGCAUGUGGUUCAAAAGCUCCAAGGACUCUUGGAUGAACUUGUGAGGCAGACAACAGAGAUUCCUUUCUGGAAGAAUGAUGACGUCUCUCUAGAAUUGCUGGCAGGUCGUAUUGAUCUGUAUGACUGGUACAGGUGGCUGGGAUACUUGGGCUUACUCCUGUUCCAUGUCCUCAUCUGUUUGCUGGUGCUAUUUGGACUAAUUAGAAACUCAAAGGCCAUUCUUGUGGGAGUGUGUCUUCUAGGGGUGCUGGCCCUCAUUGUGAGCUGGGCAUCCCUGGGUCUGGAGUUAGCUGUUGCUGUGGGUUCCAGUGACUUCUGCGUUAACCCUGAUGCCUACAUCUCCAGAGUGGUAGAGGAUUAUGCGGUGCUAAGUACAGAUACUCUGAACUAUUACCUUGUCUGCAAUGCUGGCUCCCUAAAUCCAUUUCAGCAGAAGCUGUCAGGAAGCCACAAGGUCCUGGUAGAAAUGCAAGAUGAUGUGCUGGAGCUGAUGAAGUCUGCCAUCAAAGAAUACCCCGCUUCCAAGGAGCACAUCAGUCAAAUCCAGGGAGUUCUGAAUACCACCGAAAGCAACCUGCAGCACCUGACUGCCCUGGUGGACUGUCGGAGUCUGCAUUUGGAUUACAUACAAUCUCUGACGGGCUUCUGCUAUGAUGGUGUGGAAGGACUUAUCUAUCUGGUUCUCUUCUCCUUUGUCACUGCCCUCAUGUUCAGUUCUAUAGUGUGCAGCGUCCCGCACACUUGGCAGCAAAAGAGGAGUUCAGAUGAUGAUGGAGAGGAUGAAUCGACUGCUCAAGGGAACAGGCAAACGCACGACAACUUGUAUAGGGUGCACAUGCCUAGUCUUUACAGCUGUGGGAGCAGCUAUGGAAGCGAGACCAGCAUCCCAGCAGCGGCACACACAGUCAGCAAUGCUCCCGUCACAGAGUACAUGAGCCAGAAUGCAAAUUUUCAGAACCCCCGAUGUGAGAACACACCUUUGAUUGGCCGGGAGUCUCCACCUCCCUCCUUGUAUUUGGCUGCCAUGGACAGUAGCAGCCAUAUGAGCUGGCAGCUUAAGCCCUCGGACAGUGCUCGGACGUACUGGUAACAGCGCCCGCAAAAUCGGAACAGUACACCUCCAGCAUGAGAGCCAAAUACCUCGCCACCAACCAGCCUCGGCCAGACUCUGGCAGUGUGCAUUAAAAACUAGAAUAUGGUCUAAGUUU